UUUGUGGGUGUAACGUGCAAAACGACGUCGAUUUGGUUAAAAUCAGUGAGGAAAAAAAAGAAAAAUCUGAACUGUGAUAUCUGCGUUAACCUGAACUGAAGUGGAUCUAGAGAGAGACUGCUCCUCGCCGCCGUAGAGGAAAGCUGGUUGGGAGCGUCAUCGCCGGCGACACAGAAACGACGUCGUUAAUGGAAAAGGGAAAAGGAGUGAUGGGAGCGCAGGGGCGAAGAUGGGGCGUUGACUUCUCAGACAAUUCAACAUCUCGCGAUAUUCCGGAUCCUCCUGGUUUUUCUCGCGCUUCUCUCGACAACGAUGAUUCAUCUCUCAGUCGCCAGAAGAAGGACGCUGAAUCCAAUUGGAAAGCCCAGAAAGCUUGGGAAGUGGCACAAGCACCUUUGAAGAAUUUGCUUAUGAUGGGGUUCAUGAUGUGGAUGGCUGGUAACACAGUGCAUUUAUUCAGCAUUGGUAUUACCUUCUCUGCUCUUUGGCAACCCAUUAGUGCCUUACAGAGCGUCGGAAAGAUUUUUGAGCCUUACAAAGACAAUAAGGUGGAGCUUCUGGGACCUAAGUUGUUGUUCAUAGCCCUUAAUUUGGGUGGCUUGGCACUUGGAGUUUGGAAGCUCAAUUCAUUAGGGCUUCUUCCUACACACACGUCAGACUGGGUUUCAUCCUUGCCACCUGCUCAGGUUGGAUUUGUGUUUUUAAUAAAUCAAUUGCAUUAUUUGUUUUAGGUUUUGUAAUAUUUGUGCCCUCUUCAAACAAUAGUUUGAAAGUUAGACAUGUUAUCUUGCUGGCUCCAAGAUUUUAUGACAAAACCUUGAGCACCUUCUAGGAUCUCUUCUUGACUAUUUAGUUGGGGAAGUAGAUUAAUUCAACACUUUGCUGUUUUAUUCUAUCAGGUUGCAGCUCAGCAGCCACAUGCUUCAUAAGUCUGAAUUUAAUUUGACCAAAUAAUUGUCUUCUUGUCAUUAUCUCAUAAAUGCAAACUUGAUGGUGUAAAAUCUUUUCAAAUUAUGUGCAGAAGAAUGAGUUUCAGCAUUUUGAGGAUAUUUGUUGAUGAUGAAUUACAUAUUGGAAGGAUAUUGACUGCCUGAAUUUCUUGGGAAAUUCUAUUCUAUUAAUCUAUAUUUCUUCUAAAGCCAUAGUACCUUUUUCUUUGUUUAUUUCCAUAUUGUUCCAAUGAUGAAGUCAAUAAUCAAUCAGUUUGAUUUUAUUGCUGCUGUUUACAACCAUUAUUGCUACUGGUUCAUAAUUUUUCUAAUUGUUAACGUAUUAAUCCCUAUAUACUUUUCAAUUGUAUAAGCCAGGAGUUAGUGUUCUUCUCCUUGUAUUUUUUUUAUACUUAAGUCUCAAAUUUAGAAUCAUGGUCUUCCUACCUAUUGCAUUGAUUAUUACAAAGUUUCGGCAACGAUUUAUGUUGGGUAACCAGACAUUUGAGAUUGCAUGGCUGUUGAGUAUACAAUUUAUUCUGUUCUCCUUUAUUGAGCUGACAUUAGUAGGCAAAUUAAUGAUUGCAAGUCAUUCUGGUCAAAACAUGAACACGCGCUUUUCAUUUGGUCUGUAAUUGUAAACUAGAUAGUGUGAUCACUUUUCAAUUUCAGCAAUGAAGGUUGAAUAUGAAAACAAAUCUAUAACUGGCUGGUGGGCCUCGUGCUUCUUUUUGUCAAUUUAAAGAUCUGAUAAUUGGUUCGGUCAUUUUCAUUAUAAUGAUAUUGUAAUGACUUAGUUCCUUUGCUUUAUUUGUUCAUGACCUUGCUUUUUUCUUAUUCAGGAAGUGGAGUUUUCUGGUGGGGGUGUAAAUUUGGGUUGAUAUGGAAGCUCUUCUUCACGCCCAUCAUGUCUUGGAGGGAAUUUAAGUAAAGAAAGAUAAGGGUUCAGUCCUGCUGGAUAACAGCAUAUUCUGAUGGUUGUUAUGGACCGUGUGAGGCAUGAAUUGUUUCUGAUUUACAUAAAUGUUAUCAAUGCUCGUAGUCAUCAUAAUUGGACAGGGUUUGUAGUAGUAGACUGGGGUUGCUUUGAAUAAUUAGAAGAGUAUUUCUAUUUUUAUUUAGGAUACUAAUAUUUGCACAUUAUAAUCGUCUACUUCUCUUUUAUCAGAAUUGAUAUAGAGGAAAAUGAUGUACAAGAACCUCCCAUAUAUUUUUGAAGCAUUAGCUAAUGAUUUCAUU
This is a messenger RNA of Abrus precatorius (Indian licorice), 2168 nucleotides long. RefSeq names its product ER membrane protein complex subunit 4. The coding region runs from base 189 to 731 and encodes 180 amino acids. Gene Ontology annotation, biological process: protein folding in endoplasmic reticulum. The record is from RefSeq and is a predicted model, not a curated record. Gene Ontology annotation, cellular component: EMC complex. NCBI's taxonomy places the organism in Eukaryota, Viridiplantae, Streptophyta, Magnoliopsida, Fabales, Fabaceae. The transcript has 4 exons.